UGGACACCCAACCUUUAACAAAAACAUGCAGGCAUUAGUUGUAACUAUUAAUGAUUCAAGCGAGCUCGGAUCAGUUGGAGUGUAUCAUUGACGAAGAAAAGGAUUAGAAAUUAAGGAUUUUGAUGCAUUCGAAAUCGGUUAGCUAUAUAAAGAGAAAAACGCAAAUCUGCAACAAAAUGUCUGCCGCCGAUCCACAGGUCAAAAAGGGGGAAGGCGGUGGCAAAUUAUUAUUAUUAUGGAAGCAUUUAACGUUGAUACACCCCAUACACAACCGUAACCCUGCCAGACAGACUAUAACGGUCCCUAGCCCAGUAAAAGAGACCAUGAGAACCACCAGCAUUCGGUUUAAAUUCAAAAGGAUGGGUCUUGAGUGCACGUUUGAAGAAAAAACAUUACGACGUGCAACUGUUGGAUUAUUCAUACUGACAAUUGUACAGUUACUCCUCUUGACUGCAUCGUGGAGAAUCAUUAUGGAACCGCCGCCAUUGGAGAGCAGCAUGCAUUGUGUGACAUGCGAUGACAUAAAACAAACGAGUCCGUACACUGACACAGAACACGUUAUUGAUGCAUGGAGACAAAUAUAUAACGAUUCGGUAUGCUGUGGUCCAAUUCGCCAAAUUAUGGAGCUCCGCAUUAAAAACGAGAUGACAAAACAAUACCUCGAAAACAGACAAGCAAAUCCGAGUCAAUUAGUCGGAGAAUCGUUUAUCACCGACUGUGAGUGGCAGGGGAUCAAAACGCCUACAGCCAAACUGGUUGGAGUGGUAGAUAGCGUACCGAGUCAUAUAGUCCAAGGUCAUUCAAAAGUUCGAUGGAAUAAAAACGGCACCACAUUCACUUCAAACAAAUGCAUUCAUCUCGAACUAGAGGGAGAAGUAUUCAUCGAGAAACCAGGCUACUUCAUAGUGAGUUCUAUGCUGAAUGUUAAUGCCACAGGAACGGACAAUACAACAACAACAACAACAUUCAGUCACCAUGUUAAUCUACUGUCCCACAAAUUUGGAAAAACUAGUGUUCUUAUGAGACGUGAAAGAUCUAUCAAUGAAUCAAGCGAAGUUGUUUAUACAAGUUUGUUAUCUGCGGUUUUCAAACUGUAUAAAACUGAUAGAAUAUCUGUAUCUGUAAGCCACCCAAACUAUUUAUCUCAUAACAAUUAUAAUGACCAUUUCACUGCGUACUACACUUACGAUAUGCCGUAAUUCGAUGAAACACUUCUUAUCUCACGCAAACUUAACAAAUCGUAUUAUCAACCUAUUCUUAUGAACAAAGUAUUAAUCCUUUAACUUGGCCAAAAUACAACAAAAUAUCCUACACUUACAAUCCUACAUGUAUAACAGUGCCAUGUAUAAUUCGAAACAUUAAUCCCAAUGUUAUUUUAAUGCAAUCGAUUCCAUACAUCACAUAUAAGAAGUACAAAUUUAUGAUAAAAAACCUUAUUCAUACUUUUUUAUUUAAUUAUAAAUUUGAAAUCAUGUGAAGAUACUUGGUAUCUUUAAGAUAUGUAAGAUACUAUACUAAGUUUUCGGUACAUUUCGUUUUUAGAUUUCAAUAGAUAUUCGACAACAUUUAUUUAUUUUUAUUGUUUUAUCAUAUUUUCAUUAUGUUCUUCCUCCAUUUUAUGCAAUGAUUCUUUCAUUAUAAGACCCUAUGACUCAGAUGUCCUAUUGAAACGGAUCCCUGCACUUUAAAUCCGAUCUUUGAGUACUUGAAAUAAUUUCUUUAAUACUAUCAGUUUAUAUGGGUUUUUGGUAAAUUUAUUAAAUUUAUUCUUCAUUGUUCGUGUUGGGGUUAAUUUUUUUUAUUUUGUUUUUUAUCGAUAAAUAUUGGGACAUGUGUGAGUUACGGCCUUAGCAAACUAGAUUCACUUCCAAGUGAAAGCCUGCUUUCAUUGACCCUUUCAAGACGGUACCACAAUAUUUAUCAAGACACUGCUUGUUUCUUUUGUUUUAAAUUGUUCUUCCGUUCUUUGUUUAUGACUAUUAACUUGUGUUUUGGCUGUGACUUAAAUUUCUUCAAAUAUUUUAAGUUUUCAAAUCAUUUGGAAGGAGAGAAUAGCAUAAACUAGUCGCAUUUAUUUAAAAAAAAUGUUUUUCUUUAUUUGUUUCCAGUUUUAGUACAAUGCUUUUUAUUAUGAAACUCUAUGCUCACACAGUUUUAUACCUUUUAUUUUAUAAGGCAGACUGUGUGUGAUGUUUUUGGUUUCUAACGAUGACUGCAUCGUAUCUUUGAAAAGUAUUUGCAUUAGGUGCUCUGAAUUGUUUCCGUCCGUCUGCAGAUAGAGUUGGGAUCUCUAAUCAUUGAAGUACUUGGGAUUUACCUUUUCGUUUUUUAUUAUUAUUUGUUUUAUUGAUAAGUUUCCUCAAGUUAAUGCAUACUUUGAUAAGAUUUAUCUUUUGCGUUUUAUCUUUAUUAAGAAUUGUUGGGAUAAGAGUGAGGUUUGUGCACAUAAACUGGUUUAAACCCCUAGUAAAUUUACAUUUUACUGACCGUUCCAAGGCGGUACCCAACAAUUCUUGAUAAACAUACCAAUUAUUUAUAUAUAUUUAUAGUAUUAUGCACUGUGCUGUUUGUAGAGUUGUGUGCUGUUCUAUGUUUCUUGUUUGUGAAUUUGUGUUCUAUGUCUUUGGCGUUUGCCCAUUGCCACUAAACCGGGUUUACGUUUAAACUUUUUGCUACUAAGCAUGUUUCUGUAGCUUUUUGCAUAUAUAUUGUUUUGUAAACUAAUUAUUGGGAAAUAUGUGAGGUUAUGUCCAUAUAAACUAGUUUAAGUACCCAAGGAAACACGUGUUACACUGACCGUCCCGAGGCGGUAUUCCCAUCAUUUAUCGGUAAUGCUAUUGUGAUGAUUGUGUGGUAUGUGUUUGUUGUGUGUAUAUUUGUAAAUGGUUGGUAAUCAUACGUUAAUGUCCCUAGUUCAUUGGUCCUAACUUUUGCCUGUAAACUAGUGUUUUUUUGAAUGUUUGACAAAAGAGCUUGUUCCUGUGACAUGAUAAAAGUGCUUGUAGCUGUAGUUUUUAUUGUUUUACCGUGUUGUAGUCUAUUCGACAUAGUGUUCAUAUAGUAUUGUUUUUGUAUUUAAUUUGAUAUCCAACUGUAUGAAAUGUUAGGGGUUUUUAUUGGUUUAUUGAUUUUUCUUAAAUAAAAUACUAGUAAUUAAUCAUAUUUGACCAAAACUUAGCAAGAUACGGACAAUUAAUAAGAAAGUUAUUACAGUCUUCUUCUUGAUGACAGAGAUUUUUCGCUUAGAUAUUCCAGUGGAUUAAGUCUGAAUUUGUUGUCAUGGUGUUAUGAAGUUUAUAUUUAUUUUAUUCAAUGUAAUUAUUUUUAGCUCGACUAUUCGAAAAUGAUAAGGAGGCUUAACUACUCGCCCCAGCGUCGGCGUCGGUGUCGGCGUCGACGUCCUGUUAAAGUUUUUAGGGCAAGUUGGCAUUUUCACUUAUAACUCAAAUAUCCUUCAUUCAGUUAUCUCCACACAUUUUUUAAGUAACUUUAGCGACCAGCCUUGGUUUAUAGAAAGAGUUUAUAGAACAGUUAAUGGGAUUGUGUUUGAGGCCCCGAGAGUAAUGGUCAAGGUCAAUAUCACUGUUGCUUAAACUUGGUAUAAAGGAAGACUUUAAGGUGACCAAUGAUGUGAUUGCAUUUGGGGUCCCUAGGGUCAACGUCAAGGUAACUGUUACUUAAAUUAGAAAAAACAACAGUUAAAACUGAAGCUCAUUACAAAUGCUGAAGUUUUGUCAAUUAUUCAAUACAUGCUUUCGUCGCAUUGCGAAGUUUCUUGUUUACUUUUUAAUUGCAUUUUUUAUCUCUUUUGACAGGCACAUAUUACAUUAUUGUAUUCAUUCCUAAGACAAAGCGGCGUAUAGUCGAGUGAGCUGUCUUACGACAGUUAUUUAUUACCUGAAAUAGCUUGCGUCCGUAUUUUAAAAUACUCAUUCUUCAACAGUAGAUGUUUUUACUCUUAUAAAACAAAAUAUUAUAGGAGUUUUUGGUUUGUCAGAUAACAAUUUUUUAAUUAUUAUUGAAUAUACCUUUCAACUGCAAUAUCUUGAAUAUAUGAAAGUGUACUGUUUUUACGAAUGCAUUUCCCGUAGCGUGUUCUUAAUAUUACUUGUACUUAACACAUGUUAAGAUGUUCAAAAUAUUUAACAAUAUUUUGGUUUACAUUUAUUUCCAUGGUAUUACUUUUUGUUUUCAUCUCUGAUAUUAUUUAAAAAAGGCAUUACAAUUGCAUUUCAAUUAAGAUAUUUACAAUUGUUUGGUAAGAAAAAAUGCUUAAAUUAAUCAUUAAUGUUUGAUUACUGUUAAUAUAUUUAUGCCUACACCAGGCGGAUCCAUGAAUUGAAGUUAGAGCGGCAUAACUUAAUGGCACAACCUUUUGACAUUCGCCCCUCCCUCAGAAACGAUUAAAUUUAGACGGUCUAUAUGAGAUGCGCGCCAGGUGCGCCCCCGACUUAUCUGCCAGUACUACAAGGUCAUUAUAAAUUGCGUUGUCUUAAAUUUAAACAGUAUGAUUAACUUUUCUGAUUAUGUUUGAUGUUGUUGUUAUCUUCUAAGUCCGUUGUUUUUUUUCCUAGGGAUGUAUUUAAUAUACCUUUUGUCAUUAUCCUUGGAUAUACCCCGUAGCUUACGUUCUGUUUAUUAGUUUUUAUGCUUGCUGUGUUUCUUUUACAUGAUGUAAACCGUUUUCAAUUGUUCAUGUGAUUUAUAUUAGCUUUGUAAUAAAAUCCUUUUGAAUGGAUUCUACAAAAAGCAGCGUUCGUUUCCAAGUUCAUGAUAAAUUUAGAAAACGACAAAUCUUACUUACAAAAUUCGCAACGUGAAUAGGUCGAACAUUUUUUUCAUUUGACAAAUUUAUGAAACUUAUUAGAGCUAGAUAAGACGAAUUUAUUUGAAACAACCACGACGCGGUUGAAUAAAGCUUUUCCAUACCAGUUCGGGGCAUUAGAAGGGGCAUAUAAAAUAUUCAAUGACAAAAUUAAGAAGAAAACAUCGGCUAGAUCAACGACAACGGACAGGAACUAGAGUGUGUUUAUAAAUGUUAAUUGACUGUACAUCAGAUUGGCACCAAAAAAGCUUUU
Molecule: messenger RNA, 5078 nt
Organism: Mya arenaria
Lineage: Eukaryota; Metazoa; Mollusca; Bivalvia; Myida; Myidae
Exons: 7
Coding region: 123-1199 (358 amino acids)
Biological process (GO): immune response
Cellular component (GO): membrane
Molecular function (GO): tumor necrosis factor receptor binding
Source: RefSeq, a predicted model, not a curated record